CGCAGCUUGGCCUUGUACUUUUUGAUCCUCGUCUUGUCCAGACCUUGUCUCUUCUCUUCCCAAUUUGACACUCCCAAUGGCGCCCUGGCAGACUUCGACGCCACCUAGGAGGCAGAGGGCGCGUCCCUUGUACAAGAAAUCGCCCCUCUCGACGCGUCGCUACGCGCCUGCUUCAGAUCGCCCGCGCGGGCAACGACUGGCUCCGCUAUUCGAAGAGUCUCCCUCACCGCCUAGGCGCCCUCGCAAAUCUUCGGCUCACUAUCGCUCCGCUCUCGACGAAACUCUCUUUGGCGAUGGCGACGCAUCUGACGACGAUAUUCCACGUCUCUUCCAAUGGGAAGACGAAAAGACGCUUGUGUCCGACCUGAUGCACCAUUCAACCGCGCGCCACGACCCGAACGAUGCUCGCUAUGCCGAAACGCUCGAACAAUUGCAUCAGCUCUUCCGCGAUCAGGACUACGCUCUCGUUGACGACAUGGCAAAGGCUCUAUUUCCUGCUGUCGACACUGUUAAGCGCUGCCACGCUCACGCGAAGGAAGAGAUUGACGAAACAUUCGCCCGCGGCAUGACCGAGUUCAACGACGCCUGCAAAUCUGUGGAGGCGGUUACUGUGGAGGAUCUCAAACUGUUGCGUAAGUCUCAUGAUGAGACCAAGGCCCGACUAGCUUCGCUAUUCGAACAGCUCGACGCGGCGUAUGCCAAACGUAAACAACUUUGGAAGGACUUCAAGCAGGAUUUCAACGUCAUCUUGGGCGCUGCGGAAGAUCAGCUCAAGACCCUCCCUGCUCAGUUCGAACGCACCUGCGCCGCUCUCGAUAAGGAAAGCAAGAAGUUGUCGAAGACGGACGGACAAGCCGAGAAGUUGACUGCGCUGCUGAAGAAGCUGUGAUGUUCGUUUGCUGUCGUUGACCAGUUUUUCUGCUAUCUUGCUGCUCUGUUCGCUCUGCUGCUGUUGACCUUGGCUCGGACCACGCUUUCUCCUUGCUCUAUCGUACCGUUGCGUAUCUCGGUGACUACACGUCUAACUUCCCGUCGGUGAAUGCUGUUGUCGCGCGCGUCUACCGUUUGUCUAUAGACUAUGCGCGUUUCCUGUCCCUGUCCGUUCCGUAGCUAGUACGUACGUACACCUGUACGCUUAUAAGAGACGACCUUGUUCGUGCA
This is a messenger RNA of Schizophyllum commune H4-8, 1161 nucleotides long. RefSeq lists its product as uncharacterized. NCBI's taxonomy places the organism in Eukaryota, Fungi, Basidiomycota, Agaricomycetes, Agaricales, Schizophyllaceae. The transcript has 5 exons. The coding region runs from base 77 to 889 and encodes 270 amino acids. The record is from RefSeq and is a predicted model, not a curated record.